AUGACAGCCCUUACGAAACUUCGGCCCACGGCGACCCUGCGCGCGAUGGCGACGUACAACACAGUCUCGGGGAGAGUCUACUCAACCAAGAAGCCGGCCAACCCAACCGCUCAAUUCUACCGGCAAUUCACCCGGCCCAUUGCCAAGACGCUGCUCCUCGCUGUAUUUACGUACCAGUUCGCGUACUGGGCGUGGGCAAAGGCCGAGGCCGAUGAGAUUCGCGCCGACAGAGAUGCAACGAUAGCCGGUCUGGAGGCGACGGUAAAUGAGUACCAGGCGAGGACGAAAGGUACUGAGGAGAAGAGCACCGCGGGUAAGAGCUCAUGA
Messenger RNA from Ilyonectria robusta, 327 nucleotides. RefSeq lists its product as uncharacterized. Lineage: Eukaryota; Fungi; Ascomycota; Sordariomycetes; Hypocreales; Nectriaceae. The record is from RefSeq and is a predicted model, not a curated record. Bases 1 to 327 code for a protein of 108 amino acids. The transcript has 3 exons.